Anneissia japonica is the source of this 3843-nucleotide messenger RNA. RefSeq lists its product as uncharacterized. The record is from RefSeq and is a predicted model, not a curated record. NCBI's taxonomy places the organism in Eukaryota, Metazoa, Echinodermata, Crinoidea, Comatulida, Comatulidae.
UCAGUUGCUGAAUUAGGGUCGGUCGGCAGAAUGGGUUACAAAAAACACGAAAAUAGUGAAAACGAGGGAAAUUUGGAACCAAAGAAAUAUGUUCAUUCAUGGAAAAAUAUCUGGGUAUAUGUUCAGUGUUAUUUUGUAACCAUUGCUUCCAUAUUGGGAACAGGAGUGUUAGGAUUACCAGUCACUGCUUGGCAGUCAGGCUUUACACCAUUUCUGACAUCAUUUUUGGUUGAUUAUGUAAUGCAGGCCUUCAGUAUCCUCUUAUUUGUGGACUUGUUGCAGAAAGGUCAAGCCUUCCUCCUCAGCACUCCAGAGAAAGAUCUUGAGGCAGUUCCAUUAAAUGAGCUGUUCAGUGAUGAUGAGGAGAAUGAUAGUCAACCUUCUGGAGAUGACAUGAGAGAGUCGCUUGAGGGUAUCAAACGCAAAAACAUGUCAAGAUAUGAAGAAAACUCUAACAUAGUUAACCUGCACAAAUUGUCUGAAUUGUACAUGCCAUUUUAUUUAUGGAUGCCUUUUGAUGCAACUGUGUUUUUUGUGCUCAUAGCAGUCGUUAUAAGUUUCUCCCUGGCAGGAAGUGAAGCCUUUGCACAGCUGUUUGGAAUAGAGAAUUUCAUUCAUGUGAUUCCGUUCUUUGUCUGGAUACAAGCCUUCAGCAUCGUUAUAUUUGGCGAUAUAAUCAAGGUCGCAAUAACGUUUCUAACUCUCUUCAAAGGUUGCAUUCUGGUAGCUGUGGUGGUAGCAACAACUGGUGUUGGAGCUGAGAUUGACAAUCCUAUUACUAAUGAUUUUAAACAUUUUGGCCCAUCCUUUCUUCUGGGUACUGUUGCCUUAGGAGGUGUUAUGAAUAUCUUACCCAUUCUGUACAACAAAGUGGAGCCUGUUAAAGAACAAGUGCAAUGUUUCUUCCUUGCUGCAUUUGGUGGACUAACAACAUGCAUGAUUCUCAAUGUGUUAUGGGUUUUAGCUGUUCUUCAUAUUGUACCUCAAACUGAUGCUGAAUGUGGUGGAAAAUAUUCUGAAUUAGCUAACGAAAAUGAAACCUCAACAUCGUCACAUCUAGUGACAAAUUAUAUUAGACUAUUUCCCUGAAUACAAUUGGAUUGGACAGUUUAUACAAAUAUUUAUUGCUGUGAGCCUAACAGUGUCGUAUCUUACGUUUGGAUCUGCCAUGAAGCACAUGUUGGGAGGGGUGUUAGAGGCGGUGUUGCCACCAAGUUCCAAUUCAAACGAGCCAACCAGUACGCUUCAAAGAGUCACCCAGUCAAGAUUCUUCCCGCCAAUAGUGUUGCUCUUGAUAUAUGUUGUCAUUUUUGGUGUCUGCAUGAAGAACCCAAAGGGGUUUGUUACAGUCAUGGAAUUUUUCUCUUCUACGUUUUUAAAUCUUGAGGUUGGUUUCUUCCUCAUUAUGAUGAUACAAGGAAGCAGAAAGGACAAAUACAGAAAUGUAGAGGUGCCAUGGAAGUUACCUGAAGUGACGUAUUACCUGCAGUAUGUGAUGUCGGUUUUCUUCCUUUUUGCGGUUGUCUUCGCAAUCAUUAAAGCAAUUUCAACAUUCUAAUCUAAUAAUGAAGCAUUAGUUACGAAUCUAAAUUUCGAAAACAAGAGAUGGGACCACAAUUUAUUAUUGUAUUCCUAUGGAAUCUAAAUUUGUAUUAUAGAUUGGAAGUGAUUUGUUUGAGGGCAUUAAUUAUCUAGUUGGUUAACUUGUGGUAGUAACUGUGUUUGCACCAAACAAUGUAGAUCUUCUUUGCCUGGAUCUAUUUUAAUAAUACUCUUCCCUAUGAAAUAAUAUUAGUAAUAAAGAACUUGACCAUUUCUAUUUCCGAAAACAUUUAUAAGCUGUUGGGCCUGGCUUUAAUAUGGUUUAUGUGCAUAUGUGUACACUCAUUAGCCUAUGUUGAACUGGCCAAACCACCAUUGGAGUGGGAAACUGCACUGUACCUAAUACAGAUCCCCAGACCCAGACCAAAUUCCCUAGUUACUGAAGUAAACUUAUCGUCUUACUUGAAUGGAUGGAUGGGUAUAUACGGUGUAAACACCAAGGAUAACCCACAGAAGUCUUAAAAGUGAGAUUCUUCUGGUGGUGAUUGGACAGUACACUAGGAGUACUACUCUUUUCCAAAGCGUGUACUGCGUUCUUUAACAAUACGUGCACAUGGGCCAACGACUUAAACAUCUUAUCUGAAAGACGGUGCUCUGAAAUACAAGGAGAGCAGUGAUGGAAAUUGAACUAGGAACGACAAGAUUUUGUUCAGCGCACACACACGGUAGCUAUCCCCAGGUAAGCCGACUGAGCUAAGUGGCUCUCACUCAAUUUACUACACAAGUACAAGGUGGUGCUGUUACAUAUUUUUAUGUAAAUAUAUAAUUUAUUUAAAAUAUUAGAGAUAUAUAGUAUCUUCUUCCACCUUGCAAUGUAAACAUCAUUUGUUUCUACUGUUGUACAGUACUUAAAAUUGUUAGGUUCUUGGUGUUGUGUUGGUACCAUCUUAAUAUGUAAUUAAAGUUUUGUCACCUUGUUUGUAAAAUCUAUGACAUUAGUUAGAAACUAAGAACAAAUUAAACUGCAUCAAAUCAUACUAAUUCUGAAAAAAUGCUUAAAAAAAACCAUAAACAAACUCAUAUAUAAUGGAAUUUUGUCUACAUCUUAACAAAUAUUUGUUGAAAUACAUAAUCAACUUUAGGCCUGUUAGAAGUUUGGAAAUAAAACUUUUUAGUGCAAAAGCUAUACAUUGUAAUACUAGUUUUAGCAAUAUUGUAUAUAAGUGCUAUUUAAGAGGUUUUUAUUAAAGAUGUACUAUCAGUCAUGAAGUAAAAAGAAUGAAAAUUGUAAUUCCACAUUUUAAUUCCUUAAGUUGUAUAUUUAAGUAAGUUAUUAACUAAAAUUUAAAAAUUUUAGGACAGUUAAAUAAUACCUUUUCUGUAUUCUUUUUUGCAAAUUGAUUACCAGCCAAUUUAAGGAUUUCUGGCAUAAAAUGUCUUUUUAUUGUCUGUUUCUCGUUAGCAGCUAAUGGUUUAUUUGGUCCUUUUAAAUGAGCUAUUCAAAAUUUUACUUUAAUUGUUUUUUUGGUCGAUAGUACAUCUUUAAACCAUAGUAAAAUAUAUUCUAAACGAACAAUAUAUAAAUAAUUUUAAUUAUGUCUUUUCUAUGCCUGUGCAUCAGAUUAAUACCUAGCAUUCCAGGGUAAACAUAAGUAAUAUACUAAUGUACAUGAUGUCAGUAAAUAUAUAAUUAGUAUAAUAUAUAUUCUGAAGAAAUUUAAUAAAAUAUAUUCAGUACAUAUGUCUUACCAUUAAGUUUAAGUUAGUAUCAUGUAAGGUGUUAGAAAAUCUGUUAAUAGAAUUUUAGUUCAGUUUUUAAGAAUUAUCAUUUAUAGAUAUAGGUAGUUUGAUUCAUAUUUAUUAUACAGGUAUCUUAAAAUUGUCAUGUUAUUUAAGAGAAUAAUAUUAAUUCAAUACACCCUCCAAUUCGAGACCCCAUAACUCUGAGACCCUUUCAGUUCAAGAACACUUUCUUAAAGAACCAAAUAACAAUCUUUAAUUUUUUAACACAAAGCAAACGCUCUUGUUUGAGACUGAACCCCAAGACCACCCAAAAUUUUCAGAUCCAAAGCUGGUCUCGAAUAGGAAGGCAAAGGUGUUAGGUUUAAAUAAAAUAAAUGUUGUCACAAGAGGGUGUUGUCAAUACAGGGUCCAAGGUGCUUAUUGCAAUGGUUUUUUAUGUGCAAUACUGGUAUAUAUUUUUAUUUUGGUGUACUGCUCACAGGGUUGUAUCUCGAGCAAUAAGUAUCAAUUCAUCGUAUGUAAAGUUGCGUACAUAUUAAAAAUCUGUCACUUAAGUGA